Molecule: messenger RNA, 1032 nt
Organism: Striga asiatica
Lineage: Eukaryota; Viridiplantae; Streptophyta; Magnoliopsida; Lamiales; Orobanchaceae
Source: the annotation of a GenBank genome assembly
AGAAAAACUAAUAAUACACUUCGAAGCUCAUAUGAAAGUUUAGUUUACAUUAUACUCCAAACAUCUUCCCAAAACCCCCCAAGAAAAUAAAGGAAAAUCUAGCAAAAAAUUGCCCGCCCAGCCGCCUAUUACCGAGAGCUUGAAUUUCAAAAUUGAAACUAUACACUGCCUGGUGCUGAUGGACAAUUAUUCUUAACUUUUUCUAAUUCUCUCAACAGUGAACCAAAACCAAACUAUUCUUUUGAAAGUGAAAAAAGAAAACUCAGAUCCAAACCCUCUCGAAGUUUCCCUAAUUCACGAAUGGAGAACUCCGAUUCAACUCCGUCCGUGGCUCAAACUGCUCUCCCUCUGAAGAAAGAGAAUGUAGCACCGAUCACUCCUAAGAUUGCGGAACUGGCUGAGUCAAGGAAGGAACUUCUCGGCAGAAUACAGAAUCUGAAACAGGACCUGCAAAAUUGGAGAAUGAAGUUGGACACUCAGGUCAAGGUUUACCAUGAUGAGUUGUCCGAGCUCAAGAAAUCACUUAAUACCGAAGUGGAACAACUCCGGACAGAAUUUCAAGAGCUGAGGACCACUCUCCAACAGCAGCAGGAAGAUGUCUCGUCCAACCUUAAAAGUUUAGGGGUUUCUAAAUUUCAUUCUUUUGUAACUGUUAUAGCUGCAAGAGGAUUUGGGAGAACCGAAAGGGGUCGAGAUUUUAAAAAAUGUGGAGAAUGGGUUGCCAUUUCUUCUUGUUUAAAUUUGAGGACAAGAUAUUUGACCAGGAUCGCUACUAGUGAUAUGGAUGUGAUAUGUUUUUUUGAUUCCUUUUGUUUUAUUGCAUCCUCUUACCAAUCAAGCCUUUAUCCAUUCAUUUUCCCCUUAUAUUUUUGGUCUUUUGAUGCAACUCAAGAAAUACGCACUUGCAACUGUGUUGGAGAAAUGGUUUUGAGAAAUGAUUUCUUUUGGACAGAAACCAUCACUGUUAUGUCCGACGAAGAAACAGGAACUGGUAUAUAUAUAUAUAUACUAGAGGGCUUUGGUUGUGCCUAG